AUGCGUAGGGUUACCAUAUUAACCAAUUUUGGACGCAAAAAAAGGUAUACAUUUCCAAGGGAGGAAAAAAAUCCAUUCGUGCUUUGCGAAAGCAAAAGAAGUGUAGCCACAACGCAUGCUGCGAUAAGAAGCAAACAUGGCGACAAUGUAAAGACAAAAUUGGAAAGAAGAGAAGAUGAUAUAAUUUUACACAAAUCCACAUGCUCGGACGCCCCCUCCCCGUUAACGGAUUACCACCAGUACAACACAAAUGAUCUCAUCAAAGUUUUAAAUGUAUACAUAAAAUCCAAGAGUGACCAAAUUGAACUGUUGAGAAACGUUUCGAUCAACCUGCUGCUGAAUAAGGAAAAGAUAAGAUACAGGGAGAUAAUCACAUUGUUAAAACAAUUUUCCGUGAUAAAAUGCAAAAAUUAUUUUUUAUUUUGCUAUUUUAAAGAUGUCCUGAGCGAAAACAUCCAUUUAAUUACUUGCGAUGAGUUAGUGGACGUAUAUUUCGCCUUCACAAAUUUGAAUUAUUUUCAUCAUAAUUUUUUUUUCCUAAUUGAGAAGAGAAUAUUUCACAACUUCCACCUUUUAAAUUUAAAAAAAUUAAUUUGCUUGAUACAAUGCUUUAACAAGAAAAAAAUUAUAUCCAAAAAUUAUUUAACCAUAUUACUUUAUAGCAUAUCAAAAAAUAUAAAUCAGUUUGACACUUUUCAGCUUUCUGUCCUUUUCGGUUUUUUUAAAACUUUUAACAUAAAUAAUAACAUCCUCAUAAAUUCUUUAAUUCAUAAUUUUAAUCAACAUGUGAAUCUCAGCUCUGAAUGUAAGCAGCUAGCCAUUUUUUACAAUUUUUUGUCCUACGUUGGUAAGAAGUGCCACAGGAAUUAUCACUACUUUGCAAAGGAGAAGGAACUCAUCGGCUUGAUAAGGAAUUUUGCCUUGCGCUAUGAGGAGCAGUGGGAGCGGGGUCCAAAUGGGCCCGGUAGAGCCAUUGGAGGAGAGGGUCUCACAGGGGUAGACACGGACAAAGUUGCAGACGCGGUUGGGGAAGCGGUUACCGACGCAGGGGAUGCGAUACAAAGGAGGCUGUCCAUUUUGGAAAGCAAUUUCCUCACCCAAAGCGACGAGCUGCAAACCCUCAGGGAGAGUACGAACGCCCUAAGGCAGAAUUCGUACAACGUCAAUGUGGUGUACUCCAUUAAGAACGCUUUAAAAAACGUGGAAGCGAUCACGAGGAAGAAAUUGAAGAGCAUGCCGAUUGAGUCCCUGUGCUUGAUAUCGUCCUCCAUAGCAAACAUAGACAAAAAUAAAUUCCUCUUGGAAAAAGUCGCAGAGGAAGUUGGUAAGCAGUCGACCAAACUGACUCCCCUGCUGGUGAGUUUUUUGAUGCUAUCUUUCAGCAAAGCGGAUCACAAGCAUGGGAGUCUAAUUUACUACUCGCUGCAAUUUUUUUAUAAAUAUAACACUUUUUUUAGCGUCAAUGAGGUGGGGCUGCUGUGUAAGGCGCUGCACAAUUUUUCCCUGAAGGAGAACGAGUUUGUGGAUGUGCUGAAUGGGUUUAUGUUGAGCGUGUUGAGCGUGUCGAGCGGCUUGGGUGAGGGUAGCAGGGAGGACACCAUCGUUGAUAGCAGCGACGGCCGCGUCGGUAGCGACCCGCGUGGAGACCACCUCAAUUACAAUGCGGACGAUGGUGCGUCCUCUGGAAAACAGGUGGAGAAACUCUUUUUCGAAAUCGAGAGGAGCAUCGAUAAAAGCAUUGAGCAGAGAAAUUACGAAGAUCAAUUCACUAAUUUGAGGAGCGUCCAUAUGGAGGAGGAAGGUAAGAGUUACACAGACGCAAAGGAAAGGACAGGUGACCCUGAAAAUAAAAGGAUGUACAGCGAUUUUGUAAACUUUAGCUUUAUUGAUUAUGAAAAUAUAAAAAAGAAGAAUUAUUAUGCAAACAAUUUGUACAACAUAAAAAUGAGUAAAACGAUUUAUAUAAAUAAUGUCAUAUACAUUUUGGAGUAUUAUGCUUUCAACCUGGUGAACAUUCCCCAAAUUUUGGACCUUUUCUGUGACUUUUUUUUAAAAAGAAACGUAAAUUAUAUCCUCUACUCGAGAAUAUUUUACGCCUUUUACCUGCUGCAGUACAGAGGGAGUAAGGUCUACCAAAUGAUUGACAGAUUUAAUGAGUGCCAACCCCUGUACCAAGUGAUGUACAAGGAGAGGCACAUGGAGAAGCUGUUGCGGUCGCUAAUUUAUUUUUAUGAAAACAAAACGGACGGGAAUAAAAUGGAGGGCAUUUACUUUUACGUUUUGCCCAAGAGCUACUUUUCAUUCAUUUUUAAUUUUUCAAAAUAUAUUUUAACAUUUUUGUUUAUUAAAAAUAGUAAUUAUGUGCUACACAAAUUUUUGGUUGAUAUAGAGGAAAUAUCGUUGGGCAGGGGGGACUACAUUUAUUUGCACAAACCAAACAGACUGUAUUGA
Plasmodium vivax (malaria parasite P. vivax) is the source of this 2451-nucleotide messenger RNA. RefSeq lists its product as hypothetical. The record is from RefSeq and is a predicted model, not a curated record. The transcript has a single exon. Bases 1 to 2451 code for a protein of 816 amino acids. NCBI's taxonomy places the organism in Eukaryota, Apicomplexa, Aconoidasida, Haemosporida, Plasmodiidae.